Messenger RNA from Osmia lignaria (orchard mason bee), 2040 nucleotides. NCBI's taxonomy places the organism in Eukaryota, Metazoa, Arthropoda, Insecta, Hymenoptera, Megachilidae. The record is from RefSeq and is a predicted model, not a curated record.
AUGGAUGAUCUAACACAAAAACAAAACAUUGGACGGGAUGGAACGACGACGAACCAGGCAACACCUAGGACAACGCAAGGGACAACGAGGGAUGCGGAGGCGGAGCAGUCGGGGCCCAGCAGGCCCCCGGCUCCCGCCCGAAGUAGGAGGGCGCGACCUUGGUCGGCAGGAUCCUCCAGAGGGAGCAGGGCAUCCUCUGCUGCCUCUGAUAGGGGGUACUGGCGCCGGGUGGGGGACAGCGACGAGGAGUCUGAGGGAUCGGUCUUCUCGUUGUCGCCCAUGACCCCCUCCACAGUGACGGCGGCGAGAAGAGGACGCCCCCCUACAUCAGGGGACUAUGUAAAGCUCGCAGAGAAGAAGGCUGAGUAUCUGCAGCUACAAGAGCGGGAAUUGGAGCUCCAGGUAACGCGGGAGCUGUUGGACGACGGCGUGGCACCCCGCCAGCCAAGCCGGUCUUCCAAGAAAUUAAGGGAAGCCGAGGAGCUAUCGAGGGAGAUACGGCAUCAACCCUCAUCGGACCUCGUUGCCCGCGCAUUGAAGUGCGCCGAGAAGGUAGAAAAGGUGGCGGGGUGCUCGAAGAAUUUGAAGGGCACCUUCGUGCACGCCCUCAGGGAGGCAUCUCGGGACCUCGAGGUCGUCGUGGGCGAGCUGGGCCUCAGGGCCCAAUGCGAGCGCGACGACCGCGAGGUGGAGCUCCUGAGAGAGCAGCUGAAGGCCCGGGAUGCCAGGAUCGCGGCCCAGGGCGAGGAAUUGGCUGCCAUGCGCCGGGAGCUGGAAGCCUUGAGCGCGAGGAUCGUCGCCGUGGAGACCCCAGCGGUCCCCGGCACAAGGAAGGCGGCGAGGCCGGCGUCACCGCUGACGGAGGAGGAGGCCGCUCCGAAGAGGACCCGCAGAGCACAUACGCCCGAGGGGAUUGGGACGACCUUCCGGACGCGACCAUCGCUGGAGGAACCGACGGGGCCUACACCGGCGAGCCCGCCGUCGCCCCUCGGGGAGGCCGGCGGGCGGGUUGGGGGUGGCCCUGUCGAGCGCGCGGACCCCGCGGUGCCCGCGAGGGCCGGGGCACCGGAGACGGCUGCGCUCAUGGAGGGCAUCGCGGCGCUCGUCGCGCGGAGCGCAGCUGAGCUCAGGAGGGAGUUCGCUGGGGAGCUAGCCCGGCUCCGGACCCCCGCGGGCGCCGCUGGGGUUCCCCCUCCCUCCGCUCCCGCGACAGUUGGGAGGAAGGGAAAACAACCGACGAGGCCGACGAAGGGGGCAGCCCAGCCCCAGAAGACGAGGUUGGAAUCGGCGGGGGCAGCAGCGUCUGCCCGGCCCGCAGCUCCCUCCGGUUCCUUCGUCGAACAACGGAUGGCCCAAGUCCAACGGGACCACCGAGCGGCCACUGAGGAAUGGGCCAAGGUCGUCGGCCGCAAGGCCAAAAAGGCCGAAGUGGUGAAGAGGAAGGAGGGGGUUACGGCCCCCCCUCAAACCACGGCAAAGAAACCGCCAACGAAGAAGAUGGCGGCCGGGACGACCAAUCCACCGGCCGCGAGGAAGGAGGGGUCAUCGGGGGAGAAGGGAGCCAGGAAAGUGGCGAAAAAGCCCCGCCUGGCCCGCCCUCCCAAGACGUCUGCGGUCACCCUGACGGUCGCGUCGGGAUCAAAGACCUCCUGCAGCGAGGCCAUGCUUCGCGCCAGGCAGGAGGUCGACCUCGCGGAGAUCGGGAUCACCGAUCUCCGACCUAGGCGCGCGGCCACGGGUGGCUUCGUCUUGGAGAUCGCCGGGACAGAGAGGGCGGCCAAGGCGGCGGCUCUGGCUAGCCGCCUCCAAGCCGUGUUCAGCGGUGUGGAGGGGGUUAAGGUGGCGUGUCCCGUCAAGAUGGGGGAGGUCCGCAUCUGCGGGCUUGACGACUCCGUCACCCGCGAUGAGGUGGCGGCCGCGGUAGCAACCGCCGGCGGUUGCGCCGCCGCAGAAGUGAGGUUAGGGAAGAUCCGCACCCCGCCCCGCGGUUUGGGGAGGGUGUGGUUUUUGACCUCUAGCGGGUCAAGGUCUCAUAUUUAA